Messenger RNA from Nicotiana attenuata, 468 nucleotides. RefSeq lists its product as uncharacterized. The record is from RefSeq and is a predicted model, not a curated record. Bases 1 to 468 code for a protein of 155 amino acids. Lineage: Eukaryota; Viridiplantae; Streptophyta; Magnoliopsida; Solanales; Solanaceae. The transcript has a single exon.
AUGAGACCUCAAUUUCAGAAAAGUUUGUGGAAGAAAAUAUUAACUGGAUCUAAAGCAAUACCAAAACAUAGAUUCAUUCUAUGGUUAGCAGUACAUAGGAAAUUGGCUACAGUUGAUCGACUAAGGAGAUGGGGAGUAACAGUAGCAAAUGAAUAUGUACUAUGCGCAACAAAAGAGGAGGAGUCAAUGGAACAUAUAUGGUUUGGAUGUGAGUAUGCCAGAACAAUAUGGGUUCUACUGUUACAAUGGCUGAAUGAAAAACAUCAGAUUGGUACCUGGGAAGAGGAGAUUGAAUGGUUGAAAAGAAGAACUGCCAGCAAAGCUCGAGGUGAAAUAUUGAUAUUCCUAUUCACAGCAAUGGUGUAUCAUGUCUGGGCAGAGAGAAACAAAAGAAGAUUUCAAGGGAAAACAGUUGCUUGCAAUCAGAGGAUCAAAGAUAUUGCAAUGCAGCUGCAUAUCACAGGGUAA